Centruroides sculpturatus (bark scorpion) is the source of this 1788-nucleotide messenger RNA. RefSeq names its product beta,beta-carotene 9',10'-oxygenase-like (gene ninaB). The transcript has a single exon. Gene Ontology annotation, molecular function: beta-carotene 15,15'-dioxygenase activity; carotenoid dioxygenase activity. Bases 112 to 1668 code for a protein of 518 amino acids. The record is from RefSeq and is a predicted model, not a curated record. Lineage: Eukaryota; Metazoa; Arthropoda; Arachnida; Scorpiones; Buthidae. Gene Ontology annotation, biological process: retinal metabolic process; carotene catabolic process.
UUCCUCUGUGUAACCUUGGUAAUAGCUAUGUGGCGUGAGCGUAGAUUAACUCGUAUCGAUAUCGAUAUAUGUAUUUAACGGCACACAUUCGACAGGCUUUAAAGCAUCAAAAUGUCGUUCUAUGGACAGAGAUCGUGUAAGAAGGACGUCGUUGAACCAAUCGACGGGACGGUAACGGGUGAAAUUCCAACAUGGCUGAAAGGUUGCCUUAUAAGAAACGGCGGGGGAGCUUACGAGGUAGGACAAGAUAAAUAUAAACACGUUUUCGACGGUUUGGCUCUCAUGCAUAAAUUCAAUAUUGCCGACGGAUCCGUUACUUAUCAGAAUCGGUUCCUACACAGUGAUAGUUACAAGAAAAAUAUGGCUGCACAGAGAAUAGUGGUUUCGGAAUUUGGCACCACGGCUUUUCCCGAUCCGUGUAAAACUCUCUACCAAAGAAUUUCCUCCAUAUUUUCCCCUGCAGAAGUGACAGAUAAUGAUCUCAUACAUUUUACUAAAUACGCAGACGAUAUAUAUGCUUGUACAGAAACUAAGUAUAUUAGAAAGAUAGACGUAAAGACACUAGAAACACUCGACAAAGUCGACUUAUCAAAAUACUUAUCUGUAUUCAAUGCAACAGCUCAUACUCAUUGCUCUCCUGACGGAUCAGUGUAUAAUGUGGGUAGUGGAAGUGUUGGUGGAUAUCCCACGUACAAUAUCUUGAAGUUUCCUGCAAAAGAAAAUGACAAAGAUAUGUUUCAAGAGGCCUCCAUUAUCUGUUCCAUUCCUUCCAAGUAUCGAUUUUAUUUAAGUUAUCAACAUAGCUUUGGAAUGUCUGAAAAUUAUAUAAUUUUUGUAGAACAAUCGUAUAUGAUGUCACUUCUUGCCAUGUCCACUAGAGGCAUAACUAUGAAAAGUUAUAAUGAUUGUUUACAUUAUUAUCCGAAAGAAAAUACUUAUUUUCAUGUUGUAAAUGUUAAGACGGGAGAGAGAUUGCCGACAAUAUAUACUACGGAAGCUUUCAUGUUCUUUCAUCAAAUAAACACAUAUGAAGAAAAUGACCAUCUUAUUUUAGAUAUUUGUUGUUACGACAAUGCCGACUUUGUUAAAUCGUUAAUUUUCGAUAAAAAUACAAAGGCCAAACAAUUUAUCAAUAGUUGCCAUGCAAGACGAUUUGUUUUACCAUUAAACAUUCAGAAAUCCGGUAAGGUUAAUCCAGAAGAGAAUUUAGUUAAAUUAGAAUAUUCGCAAGCAAAAGCGUAUCUUCAGAAAGAUGGAAAAAUCAUGUGCCAAUACGAAAGCCUAACUCCCGAGGAAGUCACAAUGAUGGAAUUACCAACCAUCAAUUAUAAAGUAUAUAACGGUAAACCUUAUCAAUACUUCUAUGGAAUCGGAUUUGUAGCUUCAAUUGAAGAGAGAUGUUUGAUCAAAGUAGAUGUUAAGAACAAGUCAAUACUGAAAUGGAACGAACCUAAUACAUCUCCUUCAGAGGCAGUCUUUGUUCAGAAACCAAAUUCUCUUGUGGAAGACGAAGGAGUGAUAUUAUUUUCAGUGUUACACGAUGACAACGAAGAAAAAGUUUCUCUUGUAAUUUUGGAUGCACAGAACUUUAAUGAAGUAGCCAGAGUAGAUUUUAUGACUGGAUCCAUUAUACCUGCUGAUUUCCAUGGUUUGUUUCUUGAAAAUUGAAUUGUUUUCUGUAAAAAAUCAUAAGAAUUUGUAUCUCAUAUAGAUAAAUGGUUUAUUUGAUACAAUGCUUACACUCUGUGUAAUAAAAUUUAGCAUAUUAAAAUUAUAAAUUUAAAAUGA